Molecule: messenger RNA, 1277 nt
Organism: Cricetulus griseus (Chinese hamster)
Lineage: Eukaryota; Metazoa; Chordata; Mammalia; Rodentia; Cricetidae
Source: RefSeq, a predicted model, not a curated record
AUGGAUAAGCUCCAAGUACAGUACUGUCACUUUUGCUCAGAAAACUUACGGGAAACUAAUCCUUUUGUACUGAAUAUACUCAAAGAUCUGGAUGAAGAAAUUACAGAGAAACCAGAAAAAGAAAUCAUAUUAAACAUUGCUGGGAACAACCGCUUACGGAAGGUACAAAGAUUGACAGGUGAAGAUUUUUGGCUUCUUUCCAAAGUUUUAAGGAACCGGUCAUUGAUCAUUGGUCUAGAUGUGAGGUAUAACCUCAUAAGCGAUGUUGGUGCCUACUAUGCUGCAAAACUGCUUCAGAAACAACCACACCUUACUUACUUAAACCUUAUGUUUAAUGAUAUUGGACCUGACGGUGGAGAAUUGAUUGCCAAAGCACUGCAUAAAAACAGAACUCUCAAAUACUUGCGAAUGACUGGAAAUAAGAUUGAAAAUACAGGCGGCAUGGUUUUUGCUGCAAUGCUGCAGAUUAACUCAUCCCUGGAGAAACUGGAUCUGGGUGACUGUGAUCUGGGAUUGCAAAGUGUGAUAGCAUUUUCUACAGUACUCACUCAAAACCAAGCAAUCAAGGGGAUAAACCUGAACCGACCUAUACUGUAUGGAGAACAGGAAGAGUCUACAGUUCACAUGGGACACAUGUUGAAAGAAAAUCACUUCCUUGUUGAACUGCACUUGUGUAAACAUGACAUGAAAAAUUUUGGUAUGCAACAGUUGUGCAACGCACUGUAUCUGAACAGCAGCCUACGCUACCUUGAUGUCAGCUGCAAUAAAAUAACCCGUGAUGGAAUGGUGUAUUUGGCUGAUGUACUGAAAAGCAAUACUACCCUGGAAGUAAUAGAUCUUUCUUUUAACAGAAUAGAAAACGCAGGCGCGAAGUACCUCAGUGAAACUCUAACUUCCCACAACAGGAGUCUUAAAGCAUUGUCUGUAGUCAGCAACAAGAUAGAAGGAGAAGGGCUUGUUGCACUUUCACAGUCAAUGAAAACAAACCUCAUAUUAUCUAAUAUCUACAUUUGGGGAAACAAAUUUGAUGAGGCUACAUGUGUGGCAUAUUCAGAUUUGAUGAAGAGUGGCCGGCUAAACCCAGACAAUACAGAUGUGGAACCAUAUGAGGUGGAUGGGCAUGUCUACCUUGCAGAAGUCUCCAAUGGUCUUAAAAGGCAUUAUUACUGGACACCAACUUAUGGAAAUCCUUAUGAUUAUUCAUCUUCUGCAGGCUUUGCUCUUGUUCCAGUAGGCCAACAUCUAUAAGAAACAAGCUUGAAAAUAGUUUUCACACA